AUGGCCCGACAACAAAUGGUUACGAAGGUUCGGGCUCAGGAAGAAUCCGAGCGUCUCACUAGGGGCGCCGAGGAUCCCUCGCUCAACGGAGCCGGCACCCCGCCAAGUGCGUUUGAGGCGGACGAAGCUGUGACGCAGUUCAUGGCCAAGACUGUCAACACGCGCGCCAUCAGCCAGCGCCCGUACCCGUACAGGGAGUGUACAGACCUGCCGGCAUGGGCGGACUCCGCCGACGAGCGCGAACAGGCCUACCUGGCCUCACCAGGCCAAGCCGAGGCACCCAGGGACACGGAUAAGCACGGACGUGCUGACGCCCCGACCCGUGACAACUCCAGACACUACCGCGUUUUAUCGUGGAACACGGGGGGAUUGGGAGGGGGACUUUAUGACGAGUUUCUCCUGUACCUGAAGAGAUCCAAUUUUGAUGUCGUCUUGCUACAGGAAACUAAGUGGCGCUUCGAAUCCAUGUGGGAGGAUGCCACUCACUACUUCAUCCACUCAGGUACCAGCGCCAAAGAUCACAGCCAGGCAGGGCUGCUCACCAUCAUCUCAAAACACAUAGUCGAUAAAGGAUCCCUGCGAUUCAUCUCCGCUAUAGAUGGUAGACUCCUGAGAGUGCAGUUCAAACACGGUCCGAGACAGGUUGACGUCAUCAACUUUUACCAGCACACCUGGAGACCUACCAAACAUGUUCAGUCACUCCGGCACAAGGCAUGGGAUUCGCUCACUCAGCAAAUCCAGGCAGUCCCGUUGCGUAGCCGACUCCUGGUCGGCGGAGACUUUAACACCCCGUGCACUGCCUCCUUACCGUACGCUGGAGCGAAUGUGCUGCCCAAACCAGAACACGGCAUCCAGGACGCUGAUGAUCUGCAAGCCAUAGUACAGGGACUAGAUCUAGUCUUCCUUAACACAUUCUCCCAGGCAGUCCAAGCACACACGUACCAAUGGGACCAGCAGAGGUCGCAGAUCGACUUCUGGCUGACUCGUCGGCUGCAGGCAGGCGGUAAGGCCAAACUGGCAGGCCCAAUACCGGACUUCCAUGUAGGACGCUGGAGAGGCGGCCCCCGUCACACACCCGUGCAGGCCAGUCUCAUGUACCAUUGGCAACCCUGGGAGCAUCGCAAGUUUCAACACCUCACCACCCAGACGGAGGUUGAUCGCCACGCCAUCCUGCGCGCGAGCAGCGCAGCGGAUGAUCCGCGGAUCCCUCAAUUCCGGGCAGACGUCCAGUCCGCCAUCAUCCGUAAGUCGCUGGGCAAACCCACGCUAGCUGAGUCAUUCCGCAUCUGGAAACACACCAUGUAUUUUCAUAGACUGCAUCGCGCUGCCCAGACACGUGGCAAGCUGCUCCGCAAGCAAAAGCAACAGGAGCUACUAGAGUCAGCCAAGCAGGCUGCCGAACAGCACGACUUCCGGGAACACCACCGUCUCAUUCAGACAAUGGCGCCCCGGGCCACGUACCGCAAGUUCCAGCUCAGGCUCAACGGGAAGCUACUCACACCAGAGGCCGAGUUGCGCGAAAUGCGAACACACUUUGAAACGCUUUAUCAGGCCGACCAAGCCACACCCCUCACCCAAGUCCAGCUCGAGGAAGAUGUCCCAGUCACACCUGAAGAACUCUUAGUGUCAAUCCAGAAUCUACAGGCCUCCAAAGCCGGCCUCCCCGGCUCCUCCCCGGGCGCAAUCUGGAAAAUCUGUGGAGAUCAGGUGGCGCCCCUGGUGGCGGCAGACCUCACACAACGCUGGAGGGGAGGCACGCUGCCUACUCAUUACAGACCGAUCGGCCUUAUCGACGCCCUAGGACUACGCGAAGCCUUACAUGAGGCGGGAGUGCCAGAGAGUCCAGCGCGUCUACUCCUACACUGGAUAGAUAGGAGUUGCCCGGUGUCUCCACUACUCUUCGCAGCGUUCUCCACCAUGAUCACACGCAAAUUAGACGCUAAGCUAGGUGUGGUUCUCACCACGCUGGAGCAGCACGGAAUGGUAGUUAAUGCAGAGUACUUGGGUGCCGUAAUCUCCUACCGAAACUUCCGCUCCCUCACGCUUGAGCACCGCAUUGGCAAGUGUAAGGCGACGCAACAACGGCUCCGCAAGAUUCUGCAAGGAGCUACAGGCACUGUGGCACUCGCAGCUUACCCCGGCCCCGGCGCCACAAUCCACACCAUCGCCUGUGGGAAGUCCUCGAAGCUCAUGUUACUCACCAACGAUGCACAGGGUCGCUCGCAGAACACUUCCCUAGAGCCGGAGCCCGAGCAGCUGCCUCCGACCACGGCCCACGCCACUUGUGACACAACUGUGGAGGAGGAGAUGUUCGGACCUCUCCUGGGGAAGCGCACCACCCCUACAGCGGAACCAGACCAGCAGAGCACCACAGAACGCCCCACCAAGUCGGGAAAGCAGAACGAAGGGGGGAAAGGCAAAGGGCCCAACAAGAGGCAGCCGGGACGCUACAGAGGUGGUGUCCUGAUCUCCCUGCAGGGCGAUCAGGACAGCGGGCUCUUUCGGGAGACCUUCCAGUUAGUCGCGAGAGCCUUGGUCCACCAGCAGGAGGCCAUCGACACACUGAGGUUGAACACCGGGUGGAUCUGGUGGCUCCGUAUCCCGGAACCUACAGUGAUCCCCACCUUGAUCGAGGCAGCGGAGCUGUGGCGCGAGCAGGUGACGAAGAAGGACAGCAAGAUCCGAGACACGCCACUCAAGCAGGCCAUGUUCUGGAGCCUGAUGCAAUUCGUCAUCAAUACGCUGGAGAAGCCGUCGGAGGCGCAUACCACCCUAGCCAAGAACUCAGGCUGGAUCGACAGCAGCGGCCGCUGGGUGUUUCAACGCUGGAAUCCCGAAUUGCGUGCGCUCGAGGUGGACAGCAACAGAAGUGCACUUACUCACGAAGAGUUGCUCCGGACCAUCAAGGAAAUUCAAUCUUUAAUCCACCCGGAGACACUCUCUCGCUUCCAUGUGCUUCGACAGCUCGAGCCGCAGAUGGAGGGCCAGACAGUGCGGGUCAUGAUGGAUAUUGCGCUCAGGUGCCCGGAGGCGACGCAACUGUUUCAUGGCCUCACGACGCUGCAAGGGAACUCCUCGCUCCAGCUAGUCGGGCUGCAAUUCAAGCGCUCGACCAUGCAGCGCCCGCCACUCAUCAAGCAGAUGCGGAUUCUGAACGGGGUUUUUCUGCGGCAGGUGCCCAGGCAUGCUGCCCUGGAGGUUCAUGUUGUCAGGCUGGAAGGCGCCCAUGUACAACAAAUUGAAGAGGCGGGCUGUAGCCAGGCUAUCUCUCUCGAGUUGCCACCCGGGGAGCAGCUGAGUGCCCAGCACCCACCAAUGCUUUUGAUGCUUCAGUUCUCACGAUACUCGUUUGGACCCACAGGUCUAGACUCUUGCAACAUCACCUACACCGUAGAGGCAGCGAUUUUACACCGAGGCGUGGGGAAGCGCCGACCUGCUAGGUUGUUCGAGAUCGCGAUGCCUGGGGGCCUCGCUGUGGGUACGCUGCACUGCAAAUUCAGUGACGUUUCACCUAUGCCUUUCACGCCGAUUGCAAGUCUGGCUCAGUCAUGCUGUGAUUCAAGUAUCGAACUCAUGCUGCCCAGUAAGCCCCCAGAGGUCUCGGCUGAGGACUGGGAGCUUGAGCUGCCCUCCAUCUUGGGCUCGGCACACCCGGACUUCCACGGCCCCGCUGAAACGCCCUCUCCCGGAAGCCUGAUCUCCGUUGCAUCAGAUCCUAGCUCGCUUCAGCUUACUCGCUCGCCCCAGUCCACGGUCUUGUAUGCCACAGAUAGUCCACCCCACACUCCCAGAUCCCUUCAGGCCGACAUUGACAUGUCAGCGGACACACCAUUCCAGGAAUGGAACAUCCCAGGCACCUGCACGGAGCUCAACCUGGAUGUGUCAGCCCUGGCUUCGCUCCCGCCGCCACUUGCGCAGGACCCGACGGCCGAGCACUUAGCACACUUCUUCUUACAGACUGGUAAGGCCUCCUUCCAUGACAUCUCCCGACUGCUGGAUCUACUGCCAGAGAAGACAUCGGCCAAGCGCAGAGGGCCUCUAUGUCUGGAUGGAGACAAUCGCAAGUGCUUUUCCACUGGAGCGUUUACAUUCUCCCACUCCACGGGCGUGCAGAACAAUGCUACCCUCUUUCCGAGAGUUACAUCGGCCCUGGCAGGGAUCAUGAGAGGAAUGUGCCCGGAGGCCACUUUUGCCUCGCUCACGCUUCAGCGUAACCUUCAGCUGCAGUGUCAUCGCGACAUCGGCAACGAGCCGGAGCUCCAGAAUACAGUGAUACCGUGCUCGCGAUGGGUCGGAGGCUGCUUGUGGCUGCAGAGCGCGGGCGGGGCACACGCAUUGGAUCGCGAAUCUGGGCCAGGAACUAUGCUUCGUAUACAGUUGCCGUAUGUGCAGUUUUCACCGCACAUCCCGCAUGCAACUACGCCGUGGACGGCUGGAGACAGAACCAUUCUUAUUGGCUACACUCCACGCCACUUGCAACGAUUAUGCGCUGAGGAUCGUGCAAUGCUCCAACUGAGAGGCUUUCAGCUACCAUAG
Molecule: messenger RNA, 4536 nt
Organism: Symbiodinium necroappetens
Lineage: Eukaryota; Dinophyceae; Suessiales; Symbiodiniaceae
Source: the annotation of a GenBank genome assembly